Molecule: messenger RNA, 711 nt
Organism: Arvicanthis niloticus (Nile rat)
Lineage: Eukaryota; Metazoa; Chordata; Mammalia; Rodentia; Muridae
Gene: Glipr2
Product: GLI pathogenesis related 2
Cellular component (GO): extracellular region
Source: RefSeq, a predicted model, not a curated record
CUGGGACCCGCUACCCAGAGCAGCGCAGCGCAGCCGCAGCUGAGUCGAGGAACGCUCACAGCAGGCCAUGGGCAAGUCAGCUUCCAAACAGUUUAAUAACGAGGUCCUGAAGGCCCACAACGAGUACCGGGCUCAGCACGGUGUCCCGCCACUGAAGCUUUGUAAGAAGCUCAACCGGGAAGCUCAGCAGUAUUCGGAGGCCCUGGCCAGCACAAGAAUUCUCAAGCACAGCCCAGAGUCCAGUCGUGGCCAGUGUGGGGAGAACCUUGCGUGGGCAUCUUAUGAUCAGACAGGAAAGGACGUGGCUGACAGGUGGUACAGUGAAAUCAAGAGCUACAACUUCCAGCAGCCUGGUUUCACCUCAGGGACUGGACACUUCACAGCCAUGAUAUGGAAGAAUACCAAGAAGAUAGGCGUGGGGAAGGCAUCUGCGAGUGACGGGUCCUCCUUUGUGGUGGCCAGAUACUUUCCAGCAGGGAAUAUUGUCAACCAGGGCUUCUUCGAAGAGAAUGUCCCACCUCCAAAGAAGUAACUCACGCCACCAAAUGUAAUGGGAUGGAGAUGCAUACAUGAGGUGCCUCUGGAACCACAAAAAGCCAGCGAAUGUCUGUCCCUGUGGGUGUAUGUACUUAUGUGUUUACCUGUGGGCAUCUCUUGUGACAGCCGCAUGGGAGCUUAUUCUGAUUAAAGGAUGGGAAUCAGAAACAUUUA